AUGCAGAGCCACCCGCCGUCCAACCUGCUCCAGCCUAGCCGGCCGACGACUGCGACUCAGUCGAGCGACACCGCCGCGUUCGGUUCGCCAGGCUAUGCCGCCGGCCAUCCCUCGUCGACCGGUCCUCCUCCUCCCUCGACCUCGCCCCGAGCGGCCUUUCGCCCGUUCGUCUCGGUUCUGCCGACCUUCAGCAAGUUUGCGCCGCUGCGAGGGACGGUCCGGAUCCGCGUCCAGAGCGCCACCUUCUACACGCACCGCGAGGUGCUCGCCCUCGCCUCGCCCUUCUUCGAGGGCGUCCUGAGCGGCGGCUGGCGCGAGACCGAGCCCGUCGCGUCGAGGCGGCAGCAGACGAGCAGCACAACGCCCGUUGCCGCGUCGACGAAGCGCGACAGCUUUGCCGCGCCGGCGAGCACCGACCGCGACGACUCGGCGGAGCCGCUGCCGUUCCCCGACGACGGCGCCGACGAUUCGCGCACGCCCGUCCUCGACCUACCCGAAUACCCGCUCGCGGCGUCGACAGCGUCGCUCCUCGGCGCGCCCGCCGCGUCCGUCACCAUCUCGCUCGCGGCGUCGAGCGUCGUCGAGGACACGGAGGACGAGGACGACGGCGAGGACUGGCUCGAGUGCCGCCUACGGCUCGUCGAGGAGACGGCGUCGAGCUUCCAGGACCUGUUGUGCCACAUCUACCCGCGACUCGAGUGCGCCAUCGACUGGACCAACGUCGAGGACCUGAGCCGCAUGGCGCUCAAGUUCGACAUCCCGAGCCUGAUGAACGCCUGUCUCGCGUUUCUUCUCCCCUCGGCCGCUGGUCGGCCCGUCCUGUGCAUGAAGAUCGCCGAGGAGAACGGCAUCCCCGAGCUGUACAAGGAGGCGUCCCGCUACGUCAUCGACGCGUACAACAGCAUCGGCGAGGACCUGGCCACCCUGUCGCCGACGACGCUCCUCCGGCUCGAGCGACGGCGGUCCAACUUUCUCGAGCGCCUCCUCAAGCUCGGCCAGGUGUCGAUCUUGCGCGACUACAGCUGUCACUCGCACUGCGACGAGCCGUAUCGCUGCGCGAGGCUCGUCGACGAGAAGUGGCGGUCGGCCUUCUCGGCAGCUUUCCGCUUCGGCACCCCUCAGCCGUCCAUCAUCUACCGCAGCCUGCGCUCGCUUGAGCCGUCCCUCUCCUCGCCGGCGCUCCACCUUCCUUUCACGACCUGCCAGAACUAUGCUCGCCUCUGGGUGGCCGAUCUCUUCGACCGCAUGUUCAGCCUCGGCAUCACGCCCGCCCGCAACUGGACCUCGCUCACGCUCAACCACCUCCCGAACGCCGGGUCGGCGGCCCUUUCGCCGUCGGCGAGCGGCGGCGGCGGCGGGUGGACGCGCGCCGUCGGCGAGGGCACGAGCAGCCAGAGGAACUCGGCCAAGUACUUCCUGUUCGUCGAGAUGCGCGACGAGGCGCCGGGCGUCGGCGCGAGCGGCGGAGCAGGGAGGAGAGAGCGGGUCGGGUCGGUCUAG
Rhodotorula graminis WP1 is the source of this 1500-nucleotide messenger RNA. RefSeq lists its product as uncharacterized. Bases 1 to 1500 code for a protein of 499 amino acids. The transcript has 5 exons. The record is from RefSeq and is a predicted model, not a curated record. NCBI's taxonomy places the organism in Eukaryota, Fungi, Basidiomycota, Microbotryomycetes, Sporidiobolales, Sporidiobolaceae. Gene Ontology annotation, molecular function: protein binding.